This is a messenger RNA of Verruconis gallopava, 1203 nucleotides long. RefSeq lists its product as uncharacterized. The transcript has a single exon. The record is from RefSeq and is a predicted model, not a curated record. Gene Ontology annotation, molecular function: O-methyltransferase activity. NCBI's taxonomy places the organism in Eukaryota, Fungi, Ascomycota, Dothideomycetes, Venturiales, Sympoventuriaceae. The coding region runs from base 1 to 1203 and encodes 400 amino acids.
AUGCCCUCUUCAGCAAAGAUCGCAGCAGAGCUACGCAAAUUGGCCGAUGAGAUCGAGUCUGAAGAUCUUAAAAACACGCAGCAUGACUUUCACCUGCCACUGGCCAAAGUGCACCAAGCCUUGGACAAACUAAGUAGUCCAUUUGAACUAGCGUACGAUCAAACAUUUGUGCAGCCGCUCCGUCUCAUGUGUAUUAGAAUCGGCAUUGAGAUGGGCUUGUUUGUCGAGCUUCAGAAGUUUGAAAAGCCGCAAAAAGUCCGGGACUUAGCCAUCAACUUGAAAGCGGAUCCCAAUCUGCUCAGAAGACUAAUGCGCUUGCUUUCAUCAACGGGUGAUCUGUUGGAAGUCGAUGUCGAUACGUUUCAAGGCACAAAGUACUCUAAUGCCAUCGCUACGAUGCCAUUUGUCUCUGGCGAAAUCGUGUCGAACGUGGAUAUGAUGCUGAGAGGUGCCUACGCUUUGCCCCGACAUCUCAAACGUUGUGGAUAUCAAGACAUAACGCUGAGUGAGCAAGCGCCUUUUCUUGUCGCAAAUGGAGGUGUUGGAUACUUCGAAGCGGUGGCCCAGGAUCCCGUGCAGCAGAAAGCAUUCAACGACUUCCAAACCGUGCAAGCACAGGUCGGCCUGGACAACUUUGGAAACAAAUACCCCAUCAAAGAACGGCUUCUCGAUGGCUUCAACCCUUUGAAUGGUCCCUUGCUCGUUGAUGUUGGCGGUGGACUUGGCCUUUUCCUAAACAUGCUCGCCAGGCGUUUGCCAAAACCGUACCAGUUGGUUUUGCAGGACUUGCCACGUACUAUCGAGCAAGCGCAGAGUUCCAAACUAGCUGCCAACAUAACAGCCAUGGCUCACGAUUUCUUCAAAGAGCAGCCAAUAGCGAAUGCUAGGGCAUAUUACCUGAGACAUGUUCUCCAUGACUGGCCUGACGCCGAGUGCAUUUCCAUCUUGAAGAACAUCCAUCAUGCUAUGAAACCUGGCUACAGUCGAGUUCUGGUAGAAGAGAGUGUGAUUCAGCCCAGAGGGACAAACUCUGCGAUCGCUGCAUUGGAUAUGGUGAUGAUGUGUUGCUUUGGAGCUCGCGAGAGAAGCGAGCAAGAGUGGGCUGAGCUUUUAGAACAGGCUGGACUUCGACUUGCCCAUGUCUGGGGUAGUGGCGAGCAAAGGGUCAUCGAGGCCGAAAUGGCUCUCUCCGGUCGUCUAUGA